UGGAGGGGUUUCCUCUGACAGACGUCGUGAGCAAACAUCCAGUCAGAAACCUCUCGAACAGCCAGGCCGGGUUUUUAGGGGAUCCUUUCAGGAAUAAUGGACCUGCACUGGGCUGGUGAAGAGCUGUGGGAAGCAGCUGUUCCUGCGUUAAACCACGGAAGGCUUUGCAACGCCAGAUCCACGGAGGAGAGGAUAAAAGACUAAAGGGAAGAGUUUAACUCCAUAAGCUGGCACUGAGCCCCCCAAAGCCCCAUAAACAGACCCAUAAAAUCUCUAUCUCUCUCUCUCUCUAUCCUGUGAAUGGACACACACAUUUCCCAUUAGUCCAUCUCAUCUCAGUGGUCCUCGUCUCCCAUUGGCUGCUUCCAGGACAGCCUCCCUAAAUCCCACCAACAGCCUCCGCUCCUUCUGCCCCAGCCGCUCCUUCCUCCUCUUAAAGAGCCUCCUCAUCUUCAAUGGAGCCUCAGUCUCCUCACUGACUUGCUGAGGUGGAGUGUGCUGCUCUCCAUCCAUCUUCCUUCGCUCUCUCCAACUAUCCACAUUUCUCCCUCCUCCUCUUCUUACUUCCUUUGUGUUUCCUCUUUGUAUUUGUCGUUCUCUUCUCCUUCUCUUCUCUGUGUGAAACUACUGAGCGCACCUGAGCCCGAGCGUGCAGCACCUGUGCCGACUGGAGUUUGUUUGGGCCGAGGGGGAAGGUUGUUGUUUUCUGUGUGUUGAUCAGAGGAAGGAGGAGAGACACCCCCCAGGAACAGCUGAUGAUCAGUUUUUGAAGAAAUGUGGAGAUUUAAGAACUGAUCUCCCUCCCCUCUUGAGUUUUUUCCUCUCCAGCUGUUUGUCAUUUUUGUUUUACUUUGAAUUGCAACACCUGGAAUGCUUCACGUGGACUGAUGGAUGUUUCUGAACUGUGCAUCCCAGACCCUCUCUGCUACCACAACCAGCUGCUGACCAGAAUGCCCUCUGACGAUCGACACCUAUCCUCCAGCUGCGGUUCUUACGUUAAAACCGAGCCCUCCAGCCCUUCCUCUUCUCUCGUAGACACCGGCAGCCACCACAGUCCCAGUGGCAACUCGGACGCGAGCGGCGGCUACAUUAACGGCACCAACGGGCGCUCGCACGCCCUGGACUCACCUCCCAUGUUCAACCCGGGGAUGCUCGGGGGCGGAAGUGCCUGCUUACGCCGCUACGAGGAGUGUUCCGGCAGCAUGGCCGACGACUCGCCAAUCAAGUGCGAGUACAUGCUCAACGCCAUUCCCAAGAGGCUUUGCCUGGUGUGUGGCGACAUAGCCUCAGGGUACCACUACGGGGUUGCUUCAUGUGAGGCCUGCAAAGCCUUCUUCAAAAGGACGAUACAAGGAAAUAUCGAGUACAGCUGUCCAGCCACUAACGAGUGUGAGAUCACCAAGAGGAGGCGGAAGUCCUGCCAGGCGUGCCGCUUCAUGAAGUGUCUCAAAGUUGGGAUGUUGAAGGAAGGUGUGCGUCUGGACCGAGUGAGAGGGGGGCGACAGAAGUAUAAACGGAGGUUGGAUGCAGAGAAUGGCUCCUAUCUUGGACUCACCAUCCCUCCUCCAGCCAAAAAACCCUUGUCCAAGAUAGUUUCCCAUCUACUGGUUGUGGAACCGGAGAAGAUCUACGCCAUGCCCGACCCAACCGUGCCUGAUGGGGAUAUCAAGGCUUUGACCACCCUCUGUGACCUCGCUGACCGUGAGCUGGUGGUCAUCAUCGGCUGGGCCAAACACAUCCCAGGUUUCUCCACACUCUCGCUGGCAGACCAGAUGAGUCUGCUGCAGAGUGCCUGGAUGGAGAUCCUGGUGCUGAGCAUCGUGUUUCGCUCGCUGCCCUGCGAGGAUGAGAUUGUGUAUGCGGAGGACUAUGUGGUGGACGAGGAGCAGGCCAGGAUCUCGGCCCUGCUGGACCUACAUGUUGCCAUCCUGCCGCUGGUUCGACGCUACAAGAAGCUGCGCAUGGAGAAGGAGGAGUUUGUCACGCUCAAAGCCAUCGCACUCGCCAACUCUGACUCCAUGCACAUAGAGAACAUAGAGGCCGUCCAAAGGCUCCAGGAUUCUCUACACGAGGCCCUGCAGGACUACGAGGGCUCCCAGCACCCCGAGGACCCCAGACGGGCAGGCAAGCUGCUGAUGACCCUUCCUCUGCUUCGUCAGACCGCCACCAAGGCUGUUCAACACUUCUACAGCAUUAAAAUGCAGGGCAAAGUCCCCAUGCACAAACUGUUCCUCGAGAUGUUGGAGGCCAAAGCCUGACAUCUGUGUCAGACGCUCGACAGACGGCUGCAUCAUCCAAUCAGAGACGAUGGGACAGUCUUUACAAGAAAUAAAGGUGGAGUGCCAACUGACAGUAAAACGAUGCAACAUGAGCUCUGGAGUCAUUUUAAAACUUUUGAACAACUAAGGUGAAUUGGACUUGCUGCCUAUCAACCUAACUGAGCUGGGAUGAUGAUUGUGUAAAUAAAGACAUUGUGUACAGAAAUCUAGCACUGAGGUCUUGAUAUAACCACAGACCCAUUGCUCUAUAUCACCCGAAGCUUCUGUGAAUUUGUUUCUUAUUUUGACUUAUUCUGAAAAAGAAAACAUAAUAUAAAUGUGAAACAGAACUGUAAAGGUGAUGUAAACGGUUUGUGUUUCGGUUUGCUCAUCUCAUUUUCUGAUUUCAGCCAUUAAAGGUGUGGAACACUCGUUUAAUCAAUACAUUUGCAGUGGUCCCUAGUAGGAAUAAAUGUCUCGUAAGUCGUACUCUGGAGGAAAAAAGUCCCGGUGCACCAGUUUCAGGAACCAGCAGGUUGCCAGAUCACAGCUGCUCUGAUUCUCUGCUGUUUCCUGGACGCUAAACCAAGAACAACCUCCCCCGUCACAAGUUUGGACGGGUGAGUCCACAAAUGUUAAGUGAUGGUGACGUAGAUCUCUCAGGACUUUCUAAUCCUAGAGUUUCAUAGUCUAUUCUUUUUUAUCAGAAAUGCAGGAAAUUGGUGUAGGAGACUAUUUUCAUGCUCAGCCUGCAUGAAAAAACUCAGUGACUGAUUAUAAUCAGAAAUAAUAAUAAAAAUAUGUUUUUUGUUUGUUCCACACCUUUAACGCCAUAGUCUCCAACUGGUCUACAGAUGAUGUACUGUAUAUUAUGUGAAAUUGCACUGGGCACAGGGAAGAGUUGUUUAACAUAUUCCUAAAUUUGUCAUUGAAGAAAGUGGCAUUGAAAUUCCUUUACCUCGUAACUUCACUGACUCAAUGGUUUAGUCGCUUUAGUGGGACAUGAGGGACACUUGCUGGCUAACGACCAUUGCUAAACAUUUGCACUAAGCAUCCGUGAACAUGGCUAAACCUAAUUAUAAUGAAGCUAGCUAUGUCUGAAUCUCAGUUGACACUUCUGCAUCAGUCAGCAACGUGUGCUGACUGCUAAACAUACUGUGAAACUUGAUCAGGGGGGUGAUACGCUAGAUCUUCUGCUGUUUCUGUGGUUCAGAUCUUAAGUGACUUUCUGUGGAAGAAUUGUGCUCAAUUAAUCUAUUUCCUGUUGUGGAAAGCUUGCCUAACAACCUCAGUUUGUAGAAUUAAAUUAGUUUUGCCUAUGAAAACAAGCUAAGAGCUAAGACCGUGAUAGAGGUCCGCCAUAUUUAAACAGCUCUCAGUUUUUUUAAUUUUUUUAUUUCAGUGAGUCAUCUGUGGUUUCCAGUAGGAAUGAAUGCGCUCCUCUUUCAGCAAGUAGAAUGAAGCCGGAGGAGUGGGGGGCAGAAAACGACUCAGUAAUAUUCAUAAUUCUGUUUUAUCUCCACAAAAAAACCUGAAUGUGUUCAUCUAUGUUGUGGAGUUGCUAAUGCUAAUGGUUAGCUUCUACUAGCCAAAGCAUGCUCAACACAUCAAAUCAACACAGCCUUCCACAGAUUGUCUGUGUGACGUAAAUCUUUGGGGCUUUUUCUGACCCGAGGGUCUGUUUCCUUUUGGCGGCUAAUGCAGGAAAUAGGGGUCCAAAACUAUUUUCAUGUUUUGCGAGUGACACUUAGCGUGCUUUCAGGUGUAUUAUACGUUUGACAGUUUCAAAUCAGAAAAUCAAUACUAAUGUCAAAACAAGGUAUUUGGACUGAUGACUUUUGCAUCUUGAGGGUCUGUAAUUCUUCUUAAAUGAUAAAUGACCCGCACUUGUAUAGCGCCUUUCAUAGUCAGAGGACUCCAAAGCGCUUUACACUACAGUGCAUCAUUCAUCCAUUCACACACACAUUCACACACUAAUGGUGAUGAGCCACUAUGCUGCCCGGGGGCGUACUCUGGCAAUGAACCCCCUCCUGUCCGACAGCAGGUCAUGGAAAAAGAUCGGACCCCCCCCCCC
Messenger RNA from Nothobranchius furzeri (turquoise killifish), 4332 nucleotides. It is a transcript of the gene esrrgb, whose product is annotated as estrogen-related receptor gamma b. Gene Ontology annotation, biological process: regulation of transcription by RNA polymerase II; nuclear receptor-mediated steroid hormone signaling pathway. Gene Ontology annotation, cellular component: chromatin; nucleus. Gene Ontology annotation, molecular function: nuclear steroid receptor activity; nuclear receptor activity; steroid binding. The record is from RefSeq and is a predicted model, not a curated record. NCBI's taxonomy places the organism in Eukaryota, Metazoa, Chordata, Actinopteri, Cyprinodontiformes, Nothobranchiidae.